AGUGGCCAAAACUACAACCUGGCCUGCAAAGUUAGUCAAGAUAACGUAAAUACUAUAAAUAUUUUAAAUUCGCAACUAGUAGAAUCGGUACAGAGUGAGAUCGAGCGUAGACCAACUAUGGCAGAGAUGGUGAAAGACGGCGUCUGGGAACAGGCGCAAUCACGUAAACGAGUGGCAAAACAAAGGAAGAAACAAAACCGCUUCGUGGGACAGCGGGGCAGAGCAGACGCCAUGCAGCAAGGGAAAUUCAAAGCAGCUGAGCUGACGAUACCGUUGUUUAUAUCUAAUGUUCACAAGGACACGUUGGAGGAUGAUAUCGUUGAACACAUUAGAGUGAAAACAAAUACUACAGUCAAAUUACUGAAGAUUAACAUGCUAGAUAAACAAAAGAAUCACAAUGCCUACAAACUAUACGUGCCGAGCGAUAAAAUGAGAAUAUUCCUCGAUGCCAAGACUUGGCCUGAAGGCAUUAUAUUUCGUCGCUUUGUGCAUUUCAAGCACAGAAAUACAAACAGAGGCAACUCUGAGGGAGAGAACACUGUGACGUAAUAUUUAUGGGAAAUAGUAGAACGUGUACAUUUAUAAGUUUUAAUUGCAAGAGCGCAAAAAGGUCGGUAGAUAACAUACGUGGAUUAUGUGCAUUUGCGGAUAUCAUCGGAAUCCAGGAGACGUGGCUGCUCCCAAAUGACAUACCGUUUCUUUCCACCAUACAUGAGGACUUCGCCUAUACAGCUACGUCUGCCGUUGACACCUCGGCUGGGAUACUCAGAGGAAGACCUCACGGCGGCGUCGCGUUGCUAUGGAGAAAGAGUCUGUUUCCCUCGGCGAGUGUAGUGGAGUGUAACAAUAAUAGGAUUUGUGGUAUUCAAAUUAAUGUAGGUUCUAAACGUGUUGUGAUAUUCAGUGUGUAUAUGCCAACCGAUUCUGCUGAAAACUUACCAAUCUUUGUGGAGUGUGUGAGUACUUUACAUGCUAUUAUCGAGGACAGUGAGGUAGACGCUGCUUAUCUAUUAGGGGAUUUCAAUGCCCACCCUAAUGAACCCUUUCACAAUGAACUUAUGAAUUUUUGUGGGGACAGUCAGUGGAUCUGUGCAGACCAAGAAAUGCUUGGGCUCGACUCUGGUACCUAUACAUAUGUGAGUGACAGUCAUGGAUGUGAGCGCUGGCUGGACCACUGUGUGGUGACUCAGGCGGCCUGGUCUACUAUUUCUAAAAUAUAUGUAAUGUAUAAUGUUUAUUGGUCUGACCAUUUCCCACUAGUCAUUGAAUGUAACUUGGAUGUAACUCAUUCAAAAAUAUAUAAUUGUAAUGUUGAUAGGUCAAAAGUUUUCUGGGGUGACAAACAACCUAGUGAUAUUAUCAAAUAUGAAUGUAAAUGCAAUGAUUUGCUAAAAGUUAUUGACUUUCCUACACAGCUCAGUGAAUGUGCAGAUAGCUGUUGUAAUGUCAGUAGUGACAACUUGCAUAGGGAAGUUAUUAAUAAGUUGUAUAGUGAUAUUAUUUGUGCCCUUAGUUCGGCCUCAGUAUUAUGUAAAAAUGACUUGCAGAAUAGGAAGAAUAAACAUAUAAUGGGUUGGAAUAAACAUGUGGGUGAGGCUCACAGAGAGGCCAGGUUUAGAUUUCAGAUCUGGGUGGCUAGCGGUAAGCCCCGUUCUGGUCAAUUAUAUGAUUCCAUGUGUGUAAGUCGCAAAGUUUUUAAAGCCAGAUUAAAAUGGUGCCAGCAACAUCAGGACCAAAUUAAAUUGGACCGGUUGGCUUCUUAUCAUGGUAAAAAUGAUUUUCGAAAUUUUUGGAAGAGUACUAACAGAUUAAAUUACAGGCCGGGGCUCUCUGUGAGUAUUGAAAAUGAGACCAAUCCUGUAAAAAUAGCCAACUUGUUUAUGAAUUAUUUUUCUGUCAAGUCACCCCUUAGUGCAGAACCCCGAAGGGAGGUGGUAGGGUCAGCUGGGUCUGUGUGUACUACUAAAAUUACAGCAAAUCAAGUAAAUAAAGCAAUUAAAAAUAUGAAGAGGGGCAAGUCCCCUGGGCAUGAUGGGCUAAGCAUCGAGCAUCUGCAACAUGCCGGGCCACAUCUGCCCAGGGUUCUUGCCAUGUUCUUCUCACUUUGUAUCAGCCAUGCUUACCUACCACCCGAUAUGAUUCGCACUGUGGUUGUUCCUAUUGUAAAAAAUAAGACAGGUGACAUAGCGAAGCUGGCCAAUUAUAGACCAAUUUCUCUAGCGACUGUGGUGGCUAAAGUGUUUGACGCGGUGCUUGAUGCUCAGCUUGAUAGAUAUAUACAAAUCAGUGAUGCGCAGUUUGGGUUUCGGCCCAAACUAUCUACCGAGAGCGCGAUACUGAGCCUCAAGCACACCGUCGAAUACUAUACACUCAGGAAGACUCCUAUAUAUGCAUGUUUCCUGGAUCUCUCCAAGGCGUUCGAUCUGGUUAACUAUGAGCUCUUGUGGGCCAAGUUAGAAGAGGCGGGGGUCCCUAUGGAUAUUGUGCAUAUACUUAGGAGUUGGUACUUGUGUCAAGUUAAUGUUGUCAGAUGGGGAAAAGACAUGUCAGAGGAAUACAGGUUGGAGUGCGGAGUGAGACAGGGUGGGAGAACGUCUCCUAAGCUCUUCAACCUGUACAUAAAUGCUCUCAUCGAGGAACUCAGCAGCAUUCAUGUCGGCUGUCAUAUUAGCGGUGUAUGUAUGAAUAAUAUUAGCUAUGCAGACGACAUGGUGCUGUUGAGUCCCUCACCAGGAGGGCUUGAAAUAUUGUUAAAACUAUGUGAGAAAUAUGCAUGUAAACAUGGCCUGAGAUAUAAUGCUAUUAAAAGUGAACUUAUGGUUUUUAAGUCUGGGACCAAAAGUCCAUCUGUUGUACCACCGCUAUAUCUAAAUGGCACACCCCUUAAACGAGUGACAUGUGUAAAGUAUUUAGGCCACUUAGUCAAUGAAAAUUUGCGUGACGACGCAGAUAUAGAUAGGGAACGUAGGGCGCUGGCGAUAAGAGCGAAUAUGAUAGCACAUAGGUUCAGAGGCUGUACAGCUCAGGUCAAAAUUACACUCUUUAGAGCCUACUGUACCUCUCUUUAUAGCUGCAGCUUAUGGGCUAAUUACUCGCAAAGAUCGAUCAGCGCCCUACGGGUUCAGUUCAACAACGCCUUCAGGGUGCUGUUGCGUCUGCCACGCUUCUGCAGCGCGUCAGGCAUGUUCGCGGACGCACAGGUAGACAGUUUCUCUGCUACAAUAAGAAAGCGUGCCGCCGCGACGCGUCGCAGAGUGCUUGACAGUAGCAACAGUAUCCUGAGUGUGAUAGCGGGUAGGCCCGAUAGUCGCUAUAUGCAGCACUGGUCGAACUUGCACCGUUCCUUAGCUCCUUAUGAAAUGUAGUAGUUAGAUACCUAAUAAGUUUGAGUAAGUACUAACAUAGUCUUAAACAAGUUCCUGCAUGUACACGUUCGACUAACC
This is a messenger RNA of Cydia fagiglandana, 3443 nucleotides long. RefSeq lists its product as uncharacterized. The coding region runs from base 555 to 3365 and encodes 936 amino acids. The record is from RefSeq and is a predicted model, not a curated record. The transcript has a single exon. Lineage: Eukaryota; Metazoa; Arthropoda; Insecta; Lepidoptera; Tortricidae. Gene Ontology annotation, molecular function: catalytic activity.